AUGUUUAGCUUUGGUAAGACUGCCAAUAAUACUGCUACUACCGGAAAUACAGGUACUACUGCCGGAUUUUCCUUUGGUCAGAAUAGCAACACUGCAAACACCAGUGCUGCUGCACCUGGCGGACUCUUUAGCAAACCAGCUGCUCCACAACAAACGGGGAGUCUAUUCGGUGGUACACCAUCCCAACAAGCCCAACCUGCCACUAGUGGGUUAUUUGGAAACACGAACCCUACUACAACCACUGGUGGUCUGUUCGGAAAUGCUACAACUGCUCCUGCCUCGGGUGGCCUAUUUGGAAAAUCUACUGGAACGCAGUCUGCUGGUAAUGGUCUUUUUGGCAAUACUAUAGCCCAGCCAGCUCAACAACAACAACAACAACCUUCUUUAUUCGGUUCAAAUACAUUGAAAUCCACACAACCAUCUUUUGCUUGGACUGAACAAUCGCAGAAUAACCAGCAAUUAAGCCAACCUCAACAAACCCAACAACAAAUACAACAGCAGCAGAUUCUGCAACAACAACAACAAAUGUUCCAAAACUCUAACUACCCACACCAAAUCCAGGAACAACUAAUAAAAUGUAAAGAAUUAUGGGACCCUAGCAAUAACAAAUCAAAACUAAAGUCUUUUGUAUAUAACAAGGUCGACGAAACAGAGGCCAUACUAUACAGUAAGCCAAAUACAAUCCCUCAAGAGGAAUGGGAUGCUGCAAUUGAGAAGAAGCCAUCAAAAGAUAUGAUUCCAAUAGAAAUUUUAGGAUACGACGGUCUCAAUCAACGUAACCAAUUACAAAGAGAAAAUGUUGCUCAAGCUCGUGUGAUAUUCAAUCAAUUGUUAGAAAAAUCUACUCAAUUGCAACAAAAACAUGAACUAAGUACAUCUUCAAGAAUAUUGAAAGCUCAAGCGAGAAAUUCAGAAAUAGAAAAAAGAAUAUUAAAGCUAGGAUCUCAAUUAGCCAUUUUAAAGAGUAGAGGCCUACCAUUGAAUGCACAUGAAGAAAAGAUGUGGGAUCAAUUUGAAACUCUACUAAAGAGAAGUGAGAACCCUGCAGGUCUAGGCAAAACUAAUGAACUUUGGGCACGUCUUGCAGUACUCAAGGAAAAGGCCAAAACAAUUUCAGAGCAAUUAGACAAUACUUUAGUGGUUAUAGAUGAAAAUGGUGCUAAGCAAAAUAACAGAGAUCAUGUAUCAGAAGAGCAUGUUGAAAAUAAAAUUGAUAAAAUUGCUGAAAUAUUAAGCAACCAACAACGUGGUAUCACUUAUCUGAAUAACGUACUAGUUAAAGAUCAUGCUACCCUAGAUAAACUGAUUUCUAAAUAA
Molecule: messenger RNA, 1317 nt
Organism: Tetrapisispora phaffii CBS 4417
Lineage: Eukaryota; Fungi; Ascomycota; Saccharomycetes; Saccharomycetales; Saccharomycetaceae
Gene: NUP57
Product: FG-nucleoporin NUP57
Exons: 1
Coding region: 1-1317 (438 amino acids)
Biological process (GO): nuclear pore organization; protein localization to nuclear inner membrane; NLS-bearing protein import into nucleus
Cellular component (GO): nuclear pore central transport channel; nuclear pore
Molecular function (GO): structural constituent of nuclear pore
Source: RefSeq, a predicted model, not a curated record